Neopsephotus bourkii (Bourke's parrot) is the source of this 1364-nucleotide messenger RNA. RefSeq names its product ceramide synthase 1 (gene CERS1). Gene Ontology annotation, biological process: ceramide biosynthetic process. The transcript is spliced from 7 exons. The record is from RefSeq and is a predicted model, not a curated record. Gene Ontology annotation, cellular component: membrane. Lineage: Eukaryota; Metazoa; Chordata; Aves; Psittaciformes; Psittacidae. Gene Ontology annotation, molecular function: sphingosine N-acyltransferase activity. The coding region runs from base 54 to 1118 and encodes 354 amino acids.
CCGCCCCGCGGAGCGUGCGCGGAGCCGGCGGGCAGCGCGGCGGCGGGAGCGCCAUGCGGGCCCCCGAGCCCAUGCCCGGGUACGGGCUCCUGCUGCGGCGGGGGUACCGCAGCCUGGCGGCGGCCGCGCGGGGCUGCACCGACUGCGGCUGGGAGCUGUCGGUGCGGACCUGGGCCGAGAGCGCGCAGCUGGGCUGGGGCGAGCUGCUUCUGUGCGCGCUCGGAGCGCUGGGCUGGACCGCGCUGCGCCGCGCCGCCGCACGGAGCCUCUUUCGGCCCUUUGGGGAGUGGUGCAACUUGCGGCCCAAAGAUGCUGCCAAGAUGCCAGAGAGUGCCUGGAAGCUGCUUUUCUACACGAUCUCCUGGUCAUAUGGCAUCUACCUGCUCUUCUUCACUGAGUACCCCUUCUUCUAUGACCCACCAUCUGUCUUUUAUGGCUGGCAGAAGGGCAUGGACGUGCCCACGGACAUCGCCAUCGCCUACCUGAUGCAGUGCAGCUUCUACGGGCACUCCAUCUACGCCACGGCCUACAUGGACACGUGGCGCAAGGACUCGGUGGUGAUGCUCCUCCACCACGUGGUCGCACUGACCCUCAUCGCCUGCUCCUACGCCUUCAGGUACCACAACGUGGGCAUCCUCGUGCUCUUCCUGCAUGACGUCAAUGAUAUCCAGCUGGAGUUCACCAAGCUCAAUGUCUACUUCAAGCACCGGGGGGGUGUCUACCAUCGCCUCAAUGAUGUCCUCUCCAACAUCGGCUGCCUCACCUUCACCAUCAGCUGGUUCUGGUUCCGUCUCUACUGGUUCCCCCUCAAGGUGCUCUACGCCACUUGCUACUCCAGCCUCCAGUUGGUCCCUAAUAUCCCCUUCUACUUCUUCUUCAAUGCUCUGCUCCUUGUGCUCACUCUGAUGAACAUCUACUGGUUUCUGUACAUCGUCCUGUUUGUGGCCAAGGUGCUGAUGGGGCAGAUGCAAGAGGUGAACGAUGUGCGGGAGUACGACGUGGAGGACAGCAAGAAAGCCCCAGCGGCCAAGAAGAGGGAGGCUGGGCUCCAACUGCCCAAUGCUCUGAAAGAGGGGAUGCACCUCAAGAAUGGACUCGUGAAGGACAAGCGGUUGUGAGGGACCCGGAGCGGCCGGAGCUGGGGCUGAGCCAGGCCUCGAUCCCAGCACAAGGACAGCUUCAUCCCUGCCACCCUUCACCCCCUGCCCGGAGCCGGGGAAGAGGCGCCACUGACAGGAUCAGGCCCCUCCUGGGGCUUGGCUGUGCCCAGGCUUCACCUGAUGCUUGUGUGCUUUCUGUCGCCAGCCCGUGCUGGUUCAGCUGAGGCUGGUGCUGUGCUGGUCCAGGUAGGAUUUGGAGCUGGC